This is a messenger RNA of Anastrepha obliqua, 2957 nucleotides long. Its product is annotated as L-asparaginase. The transcript is spliced from 7 exons. Bases 184 to 2229 code for a protein of 681 amino acids. NCBI's taxonomy places the organism in Eukaryota, Metazoa, Arthropoda, Insecta, Diptera, Tephritidae. Gene Ontology annotation, molecular function: protein binding; asparaginase activity. The record is from RefSeq and is a predicted model, not a curated record. Gene Ontology annotation, biological process: amino acid metabolic process.
UUGUGAAUACUAAAAUACGUUCGCGUAUGUGAAUUUGGCCAAAAAAAACCAGUGAUUAACUAAAAAUAUAAUUGAAUAACGUCAGCAUAAUACGUCUUAAAAAUCCUAAAGAGAUAAUAGCGAAUCGAAAUAGUUUAGUAGAUUUCUACUCCUAAUUUCUUUCAGUGAAUUUUUUCCCAAAACAUGUCCAGCUCAGAAGCAAUAACAAACACUAACGGGGAAUGCAAAUACAAUGAUUACAAUAGAUACGACACUGAUGUCCUAAAUACACAUGAACUACCAAAUGAUGAACACUUCAUGAAAUUACGGCUAAACUCAGAAGCAUCGAACGAUAAACCGACCCCACGGCUAUGUCCGGAAGCAACAGUGUCAGACAACAUCGAGGUGCCGUCAAUGAAGCGUAACAUUAGCGAUGGCAACCUAUUGCCUAGUGAGAUAAAGGAGGCGCGUGUGCGUGUCAUCUAUACGGGUGGUACAAUUGGCAUGGUCCGGAAUGAGAAUAACUUUUUGGCGCCCAUUCCAAAUGCCUUGGUGAAGAUCUUACGUAAAUAUCCCAAUAUACACGACGAGAGCUAUGCGCAGGAACGUUUUGGCUCAACGGCAUCGAUGGCGCCGCUUGUAUUGCCAUUUGUACAGGGCGAGAAACGGCGCGUCAUCUAUCAAAUAACUGAGUAUAAUCCGCUCCUAGAUUCAAGCAAUAUGACUAUGCAGGACUGGGCGCGCAUUGCCAGGGAUAUUCAUCAAACUUAUGAGUUCUUUGAUGGUUUCGUCAUACUCCAUGGCACCGAUACACUUUCCUACACAGCCUCUGCUCUCUCAUUUAUGUUGGAGAAUCUUGGUAAGACUGUUAUUAUUACAGGCUCACAGAUACCUAUAUUUGAGACACGUACCGAUGGCAAAGACAACUUCACCUCCGCCCUAAUAAUCGCCGGCAAUUAUGUAAUUCCGGAAGUUUGCGUAUUUUUUGGUAAUAAGUUGAUGCGUGGCAAUCGUACAGUGAAGAUUAGCACAGAUUGUUUGGAGGCAUUUGACACGCCAAAUGCCGCGUAUCUGGGACGUAUUGGCUUGAAUGUGGAAAUUGAUUAUCGGCUCAUUUUUCGGCCAUGCAGCAUUUCGCGCUUUUCGGUGCAAACGAAUUUGGACGAGAAUGUGGGUAUCUUGCGUAUUUUUCCAAGUAUUUCGAGGCUGUCAAUACGCGCAUUCCUCGCGCCACCUAUGAAGGGUAUUGUGCUGCAAUCAUUCGGUUCAGGCAAUGUGCCAUCGAAUCGGAAAGAUUUUCUCGAGGAACUGAAGGUGGCAUGUGAUCGAGGUGUAAUCAUUGUAAAUUGCACGCAGUGUUCCAAUGGCGGUGUGGCGGCGCUAUAUGAUACUGGAAAGGUUUUGUGGGACAUUGGCGUAUUGCCCGGCUUUGAUAUGACACCUGAAGCGGCACUAACGAAGCUCUGCUAUGUGUUGGGUAAAACUGAGAUGUCUUUGGAGCAAAAGAAGGAGCUAAUGCAAACCAGUCUGAGAGGCGAACUCACCACCACAGUUGGUGCUAAAAUGGAGGAAUUCGAUUUGGUAGAUGCUGUUGCGCGCUCUAUGCAUUUAUCUACCCCAGAAGAGCUGGGUCAGAUGUGUGCUACACUAUUUCCAGCUAUGUUGAAUACGGCGGUGCAGGAAGGCGACAUAAAUAAGAUUAUCAACCUAAAAGCGUACGGUGCCGAUUUGUCCUGUGUGAAUCAUGAUCAUCGCACUGCCCUCCAUCUCGCCUGUAGUAUGGGUAAUUUUGCUAUCGUAAAUCACUUACUCAUGAACGGCGUAUCUGUGCACAUACGUGAUCACUACGACCGCACUCCCCUACAGGAGGCAAUUUCCGGCGAUCAUCACGAUAUUAUACAGAUACUUAUUAAUUGUGGCGCACAUCUGACGGGCUCAUCACGGGCCAUCGGUGAGCAGUUAUGUACAGCUGCCGCGCGAGGCGCCCUACUACGUCUGCAGUCAUACCAACUGGCUGGUGCUGAUUUGGCGCAACCGGAUCCCUCCGGACGCACAGCGCUACAUCUAGCCGCCUUACAUGGACACGAGCAAGUGGUGCGAUUUCUGUUGGAUAUUGUUGAUAAUCCAAAGGUAAAGGAUAUGUUAGAUCUUACACCGUUGGAUUAUGCGCUCAAAGGAGGUCAACAAGAGAUAGUCAGAUUGUUAGGCGGCAGGCCGCCAAUGUUGGAAAUGACCAAAGAAAAACAAUAAACGAUUUUCUGGCAUUUUUUAAUUAGAAAAUACCGGUAAACCAAUUGUAUAGAUAUUUUUUAACAAAAAGUGAAUGUUCCUUAAAAAAUGUUAACUAAAAUUAGUAAACUAAGCUGCAUCUAUAGGCAAAACAUUGUAAAUAGAUUUUAUACAAAAACAAAUACUAAAUAUUAUAUUAUAUAAAGUAAUGUAAAAAAUGGUAUGAGCUUCAUAUUAAAAAAUUCAGCGAGAUACAUUUAUUGUGUAUGAAAAUUAUGUAUAUUCUUUUAAAAGCUUGGUGGAUUUAAUUCGUAGUAUUAAAAUCAAUGCACAGCAAGGAAUCAGUAUAUUGUAAUCCUUUUGUUAUAUAAUCUCAUUAAUGUAUGUACAUAUGUCUGUACAUCCUUAAAUUGCAUAUACUUUAUUUUCUAAUAUGUAUGGUACUUCUUAUAUUCGUUAAUAAAUUAUUAAUUCUUGUUAAGUCACUCAAUCAAAUGUACAUUUUUUGAUAUGUGUACCAACGCAGAAUGCCGCCUUUGUGGACAAAAAUCAAAAGAUUUUUUGUCUGCAAUGGGAACAAAGCUUGCUAUUUUUGUAAAGGCAAUUUACCAGCUAAAAAGACUUAAACCUAAAAGUCCUUAUAAAAUAAAUUAAUUGUCGCCAGGAUGCCACUAAAGUUGACAAAUGUAAUAUUAAGAAUUUUGUUUUUAUUUCUUAAAUCAAAAUUUUUUUUUUAUAAAUUUCCAAAA